Molecule: messenger RNA, 333 nt
Organism: Lodderomyces orthopsilosis Co 90-125
Lineage: Eukaryota; Fungi; Ascomycota; Pichiomycetes; Serinales; Debaryomycetaceae
Product: TMEM14 family protein
Exons: 1
Coding region: 1-333 (110 amino acids)
Cellular component (GO): membrane
Source: RefSeq, a predicted model, not a curated record
AUGGGAUUAGACUAUCCAUCAUUUAUUCUAUCAGCCCUUUGUGCCAUUGGGGGUUUAAUGGGCUAUUUUCGGAAAGAUUCAGUGCCAUCAUUGAUUGGUGGAUUAGGGGCAUCGGCAUUAUAUGGAAUUGCCGGUUAUAUAAUGAAGCAGAAUGGUAGAUAUGGGGUUGAAUUAGCAUUGGGAGCUAGUAUUAUUUUGCUACUUGCAGGUUUAGCAAGAUCUUUUUCCACCAGUUUUCAGAAACCUAUCCCGCUUUUGUUGUUGGCUUUGGGUGCUUUGGCCGGUGGAUUUUAUUUCAAAAAGUUUAAUCAGAAUCAAAGAGCCCUCAGAUGA